Molecule: messenger RNA, 2065 nt
Organism: Cladophialophora immunda
Lineage: Eukaryota; Fungi; Ascomycota; Eurotiomycetes; Chaetothyriales; Herpotrichiellaceae
Exons: 2
Coding region: 506-1921 (471 amino acids)
Source: RefSeq, a predicted model, not a curated record
GCAUCAUCGGUGCUUGCACUGGCAGCCGCUGCAAGCCCUCACACGACCUCUUGUGUCUUGCUGACAUAGCUAUACCCGGUUGCUGUUGGAGCACUCCUCGAGCGUGUCUUAACCAUCGAGUUCCCAGACUUCCGGACACCAAGCUGUCCCUGUUCCACGAGCACGAGCCUCCUCGAGUGUGCCCGAGAUCCUUCCCCGGAGUGCGUGCGCUCCCUAUACUUCCUCCAUCAACCUCCCAAGAGCAAAACAAUACAAAUUAAGUGGCACAAUAGAAAGGUUCAUGGGUGCUGUUGAAUGAAUAGAAGGUUGUUGGGUGCGGCAGGGUGUGAAGGUGUUUGAAUAGGCGGAGUGUACAGGCGCAGAAGUCUUCCACUCAGACCACAAUACCAGUAAGUGAAUACACUGCCGGACAAUAGCGUGCGGCACUGGGAAGGAUGUUUUUUUUUUGCUAUUGUGUGGUUGUCAAUGGGGCAUAUGGCUUCUGUUGCGAUGCCUCUUCUCUUAAAUGUCGACUGCUCCUCUGCCCUCGGAGUCGUACACGACGAAGACAAACGCACCGUUCCCUCCAUAUCCCUGUCUCUUCAUAUUGAAAAACGCUGCUGGUCGGCUUUGCAUCUUUACCUGUGUUUGUUUGCCCAAUAUGGCUCCCAGAAGAGCAUAUGUCUCUUUGUUCCCUAACAGCAUUAUCGACGUCGACUUGUGGAAGCGCUUCAUGGAAGAUGAGGAAAUCACAGCUGACUGUACGCCUCCAGUCAAGGACGUCCCUGACAUGGCUUCCACCAAACUAUCCAGUUCGAAGUCCUCCAAUGUCAGCUUGACUGCAUCUGAUCAAGAACAGGCGAUCACGUAUCUCUUGGAACAUUCAAUCGAAAGCAUCCUCCAUGAUCUUCUCCUCGAAAUUCACCAAGAUGAAAAGAUUGCUCGGAUGCAGACUGCCGUCCUUGAAGUCGAACAGAGAGCUGAGAAACUGGCCAACAAGACCUCUCAAGAUGCCGAAAGCACCGAGAACACCGAAAACGAAGCUGUCGAGACUGACGCCGCCGUGUUCAAGUCCGGCCAGGUCCAGCUCAAAGGAAAUCCAAUGAAGACAGUCAAACACAUCAGAUGCCCGAAUUGUCGUCUCCGUCGCUUGCUCUAUCCUCGUGUCGGCUACAAUGCUCGUCCUGUCCCGGAUGCCAAUGAACAGUACUGCAAGACCGAACCGGUGAUUGUUCUCGACAAGCAUGAUGUCCACGGCCAGCGCAAGAAAGGUGUCAAAGUCAAGGGCCAAGCCAAAGGCAAGAACAAGAAGAAGAAGGAUGACCCAGGCUCACCAGCCGCAUCUGAGAACUCUGAUCCACUGACUCCAUCUUCGUCCAUGCCCACCGAAUCGUUCGAGUUCAAGGAGAUCGACUUCCCAGCUGCCAAAUGUCCAAAUCGCGACUCUCACCUUGGUGACCACUGGAAAUCCGUCAAUGUCUUCGCCACGCAUCUCAACGGAAGCUGCUAUCUCAAGAAGGAUCGUGCGGCCGGCCGCGAGGCAAAUGCAAAGAUAGGCGGGACUCCACGUGACAGCAGAGCCAAUUCACCCAAGCCAACCGCCAAUGGCGGUGUCAAGAGAAAGGCAGAGGACGAUGAGAAGGCCAUUGGUCCUGGCACCAAGAACAAGAAGCAGAGGACCGGUGGAGACGGAAAGAGGGGGGACAGGAAGGCUCCUCCGAGCAAGUUGAAGGAAGUCAACAAUGUUGACGAUGGCAAGCCGGGCGAGAGCCCGUUGAAAGAGAUCAUAGGCGACACAAUCCAUGUGACGCCAACCAAGGCGGCAAGAGACGCGAGCUCUGAGCCGCAAAUCAAGCUCAAGCUCAAGGCGGGCGUCGGCGCUGGCGCUGGAGAGGGGCCGGCUCGCAAGAGGCCGAGCAAGGCCAGCAAGAAGGAGAGAUAAAGUGUAAAACUAAUUUCAGUGGCAUAGCGAGGGCGGGUUUUGUGUGCUUGUUCUUCUCGGCGUUGGAGAGGGAGUGCUGCCCAGGCAGCACCCCACCUGUAGUGGAAACAGGUGGUAGACAAUGUCAUGAAUCUUGUAAACUUG